AUGUUGAGACAAAUCGUUCGACUAGCAGUCUCCCAGGGCCUGAAAUGUACCAAUAAACAAUCCGGAAUCUUUAUACGAUUAACAAAUAAGAGAUUUAAUUCAACAGAUACGGCACAAAAUGCAGUAAAGGAAAAGAUCGACAAAAUUAAGGUUAAGAGAGCUUAUGCGCUCGGUGGUUGUCUUAUGUUCAUCUGGAUAUCAACGCAUGGAAUUUUACUUUAUAGAAGGCGUAGUGAGCAUAGAAGUUUGAACGAGAAGCUUCCGCCCAUUCCGUGGGAAGAAUUUGACGAAAAAUAUUUCUCAAAAGGCGAAGUCAAAACGAUUAUUUUCCAGCCACACUUCGGCGUGGCCAAUGUUUAUUUGCACUCAGCAAAGGAACAGCAAAUGAAGAAAACCGUUGUCGAUUGGAUUCACACUACACCCGACAAAUUCUCAAGGCCACCCGAUGUGCGCUUUUACUAUGAAGGAUCAGCAGAGGAACUUCAAACCGAAGUCACCAAUGCUGUUCAAAAAUACAAGCACAAUGUUGGAUACGAAAUCGAUCAAUUCCCCAGUUAUCGUGAACUAUCAUUUGUCAUUGCGAGUUCCUUGUUCGUAUUGGCUGCAGUUUCUAUGGCCAAAUGA
Caenorhabditis bovis is the source of this 624-nucleotide messenger RNA. The record is from the annotation of a GenBank genome assembly. Lineage: Eukaryota; Metazoa; Nematoda; Chromadorea; Rhabditida; Rhabditidae.